AGUGCGCGUGCGCGCACCCCACUCCGCCAGCCGUUCUGUCCCAGAAGGCCCUGCGCCUGGGUUUCCAUGGCGACGCGCCCGCGCCAGGAGCCCGCACCAAGAGCCCGCUGGGUUGGCGCAGCCGCUGGAGCCGCACGGAGCAGGUUUUUUCAAAAUAUAUUCUUUCUUUAAAAAGAGACCAAAGAAUGUCAGAAAAUACUACCCCGGAAACCUCAUAAAUACUACAGUGUGAAGAACGCUCUGCUCAAACAUACAGUUUAUCUUCAGACAUCUUCGGGAAGUUGAUAGAGAACAGCAGGGUAUUUUACUAUGUCUUUGGCUGAUACAACAAAAACAAAUAUAGAGGAACAUUUCCCCAGUGUGGCAUUAGAAAACAACAGGAAGUCUGCAGAAUGCAAGAGAAGCCCAGGCACAGGUGAUUUUUCAAGGAACAGUAAUGCUUCUGAUAAGAGUGUUGAUUAUAGCAGAUCCCAGUGCUCCUGCAGAAGUUUAACUUCUCACUAUGAUUAUUCAGAAGACUUUCUCUCGGAUUGUUCAGAAACUGCCAUUACUAGAAAUUAUUUAGAGCAGCCUGUGGUAAAAGAAAAGAAGGAGGAGAAGAAAAAGUAUAAUGUUUCUAAAAUCUCCCAACCUCAAGUUAACAGGUGGCCUUGGUACAGAGUACCACAAUACUUGGAUUUCACUGGCUUCUUGCCUUUCAUCUCAGCUGGAGAAUCAAAGUUUGAAUCGCCAAUGAAAUUUAAAUACCUGUCUCAACAGCCCAAGAGGAUGGUCUCCAAGUCUGGCCAGAAGGAAAUCUCAGUUGGAAAAAAACACACCUCGAAUGCCUCAGUUUUUAAUUCUCAAAUCAAUAUGAUUACCCAAAGAAGAGAUGCUACGGCUCAUCGAAUACUCUCAGCACGGCUUCAUAAGAUUAAAGAACUAAGAAAUGAAUUAGCUGAUAUACAUCGUAAAUCAGAAGCCAUCAUCAUAGAAAACCAAUUUUUGAAACAACUUCAGUUUAGGCACGUGAAAGCUAUAGGAAAAUAUGAGAAUUCAAAAAAUAAUCUACCUCAAAUUAUGGUUAACCAUCAGAAUGAAGUAAAAAAUUUAAGGCAACUACUUAGGAAAUCCCAGGAAAAGGAAAGAACUGUAUCUAGGAAACUUAGAGAGACUGACAACGAGUUACUGAGGACUAAAGAUGCCUUGCAGGCACUGCAGAAACUUUCUGAAGACAAAAAUCUUGCAGAAAGGGAAGAACUCACUCAAAGAUUAUCUAUUCUUACGACAAAAAUGGAGGCAAAUGACAAAAAAAUACAGAGCUUGGAAAAACAACUGAGGUUGAACAGUAGAGCCUUUAGUAGGCAGUUGGCUAUUGAAAACCGGAAGAUUUUAGGAGCUCAAACAGCUACCAAGACUCUGCAAGUGGAAGUAAAACGCCUCCAACAAAAACUUAAGGAGAAGGACCGUGAGCUUGAAAUUAAAAACAUCUAUGCUAAUCGAAUACUUAAAAAUUUAUAUGAUAAAGAAGAUUAUCCAAAAGUUUCUUCAACAAAAUCGGUACAAGCAGACAGAAAAAGUUUGUCAUUUAUAAGUAUGAGACACCAGGAAACCCAAAAAUCAGAUGAUGUUCCAUCUUUGACAACUAAGGGUAAAAAGGCAACAGGAAACAUUGGUUAUAAAGACAAAUCAACUGAAAUAAACCAUGAAAUUUCUCAGUAUAUCAGUAAACUACUAAAGCAAGAAGAUUCUAAGAGAAAACAUGAAGGUUUAUCAAAGGAAGAACAUUUGAAAGUACAAGCACCUCUGGAGACUACUGGAAGACAAAAAGAGAAAAAGCAAGAUCAAGAAAAGAAGCCCAUUUUAAUGAAAGAACAAGAACUACCACCAAAAAGAAUUCAGGUGAUUCAUCCUGAAGGAGACAGCAGUCAAGAAGAUGACAGAGUAAAAGACAAGCUUCAAAGAACUGACCAAACAAAUGCCAUGAAUGAGAUACCUGAUAAAUAUGCUGUUCCAUGUGCCAAAAUACCCUUCAGACAGAGAAAGCAUUACUCGUUCACGGCAACGAUUGAAAACUUGCAUCACGGGCUUCCUACUUCAGGUGUGCCAGCCCACACCGGCGGCAUGAGAGGCAAUCAGGGCACAAGCAAACAUGGCACUCAGACCGAAGAACUGAAGCAAGAACAUUCCGUUAGCGGCUAUGAACCCUCUUUUGGUAAGUCUUCCAGAAUGAAAGCAAAAGAUACAACUUUCAGAGAUAAGAAAAGCAGCCUAAUGGAAGAACUCUUUGGAUCAGGCUAUGUCUUAAAAAAUGACCAGUCAAGUCAUGCUGUUACGAAAGGAUCUGAGGAGAUUUUGAAAAGCAAGGAAACGCAGCAUCUACCUCCUGCUCAGGCCUCCGCCAACAAUGCUUUUGGAGACUCUAAAGUAACUGUGGUAAAUUCUAUUAAGUCAUCUUCACCUACAGAAGGAAAAAGAAAAAUAAUUUAAUCAAUAUCCUAAU
Messenger RNA from Lemur catta (Ring-tailed lemur), 2482 nucleotides. It is a transcript of the gene LCA5L, whose product is annotated as lebercilin LCA5 like. NCBI's taxonomy places the organism in Eukaryota, Metazoa, Chordata, Mammalia, Primates, Lemuridae. The record is from RefSeq and is a predicted model, not a curated record. The coding region runs from base 310 to 2469 and encodes 719 amino acids. The transcript is spliced from 11 exons. Gene Ontology annotation, biological process: intraciliary transport. Gene Ontology annotation, cellular component: axoneme.